GUAAUUACAUUAAAAUUUUAAUUGUCAAGUGGCGCUGUUGCAUGCUUGUGGUGGCGCUGCUCCAUGAACCUUUCUUUACGUUCUUGGCAGUCAUACUUCGCGUUGUUCUAAGCAAAGUACAAACUUUUAUAUCCAUUGUAAUAUAAAAGAUCCGUUAGGUUUUGUGUUAAAACGAUGGUUCAGAAGAAGCCCAAGAAGAAAGUAGGAAAGAAGGUGGCUGCUGCACCUUUGGCAGUCAAGAAGGUUGAACCCAAAAAACAAACCAAUCCUCUGUUUGAAAAACGUACACGUAACUUUGGUAUUGGACAGGAUAUUCAACCUGCUCGUGAUCUUAGUCGCUUUGUGAAAUGGCCCAAGUAUAUUCGUAUUCAGCGACAGAGAGCUGUAUUGCAAAAAAGAUUAAAAGUACCACCACCAAUUAAUCAAUUUACACAGACAUUGGAUAAACAAACAGCAACACAAUUAUUCAAAAUGUUGGAAAAAUAUAGACCUGAUUCAGCUCUUAUGAAAAAAUUGAAGCUGAAAGAGAAAGCUGAACAAAAAGUUCUAAAGAAAGAAGAUCCAUCAGUAAAGAAACCUAAUGUGUUACGCAGUGGAACAAAUACAGUCACUACACUCGUAGAACAGAAGAAAGCUCAGCUUGUGGUAAUUGCCCAUGAUGUGGACCCAAUUGAGGUUGUUCUAUUUCUACCAGCCCUCUGUCGUAAAAUGGGUGUACCUUAUUGUAUUGUGAAAGGUAAAUCGCGAUUGGGACUCCUUGUUAGGCGUAAAACCUGUACUGCACUAGCUUUGGUCCAGGUUGAUUCCGGCGAUAGAGCCAACUUCUCGAAAUUGGUUGAAGCUAUUAAGACAAACUUCAAUGAUAGAUAUGAUGAAAUCCGACGUCACUGGGGUGGUGGUCUCCUAGGCAGUAAAUCUGCCGCUAGAAUAGCUAAGUUAGAGAAAGCUAAAGCGAAGGAACUUGCACAAAAGCAGGGUUAACACCUACCUGCUUACUGAAUGUUGUUUAUUAAGUACAACAAUAAAAUACAAAACCAAA
Messenger RNA from Bombus impatiens (common eastern bumble bee), 1039 nucleotides. RefSeq names its product 60S ribosomal protein L7a (gene RpL7A). Gene Ontology annotation, cellular component: ribonucleoprotein complex. Bases 175 to 981 code for a protein of 268 amino acids. The transcript has 6 exons. Gene Ontology annotation, biological process: ribosome biogenesis. Lineage: Eukaryota; Metazoa; Arthropoda; Insecta; Hymenoptera; Apidae. The record is from RefSeq and is a predicted model, not a curated record.